This is a messenger RNA of Malus domestica (apple), 736 nucleotides long. Its product is annotated as SUMO-conjugating enzyme SCE1. The record is from RefSeq and is a predicted model, not a curated record. Gene Ontology annotation, cellular component: nucleus. Gene Ontology annotation, molecular function: SUMO conjugating enzyme activity. Lineage: Eukaryota; Viridiplantae; Streptophyta; Magnoliopsida; Rosales; Rosaceae. Gene Ontology annotation, biological process: protein sumoylation.
CCCAAAGGAGACCACUCGGAGAUCCACAACCACAAGCAACGACGCCAUGUCUAGAGGUAUAGCUCGUGGCCGUCUGGCGGAGGAGCACAAGGCCUGGCAGAAGAACCACCCUCACGGUUUUGUUGCGAAGCCGGAGACUUUACCAGAUGGGACGGUUAAUUUGAUGGUUUGGCAUUGCACAAUUCCUAGCAAGACCGGUACUGACUGGGAUGGGGGUUUCUUUCCACUUACACUUCACUUCAGUGAAGACUACCCUAGCAAGCCUCCAAAAUGUAAAUUCCCGCCAGGUUUCUUCCAUCCCAAUGUAUAUCCAUCUGGAACUGUCUGUCUGUCAAUUCUUAAUGAGGACAGUGGUUUGAGACCAGUAAUAACUGUGAAGCAAAUUCUCGUGGGAAUUCAGGAUUUGAUGGACCAGCCAAAUCCUGCUGAUCCUGCACAGACAGAAGGGUAUCACCUAUUCAUUCAAGAUGCCACAGAGUAUAAGAAGAGGGUUCGGCAGCAGUCGAAGCAAUACCCACCUCUUGUCUAAUGCAAAAUUAGCCUUCUAGUCCAAGAAAGUUCUGGUACUUUGGUAAAUGUUGGUUGCUGCCUUUUGUUUAAUGUUAAAACUGCUUAUGUCAAAAGUUGUUUGGAAGUUAUAAGCAGUUUUAGGUAGCAACACACAAGGUUGAAUUUAUUUUCUGCCAUCAUUUGGAUUAACUUAUGUUAAUGAAUGACACUAGUACGAGUGGUCUGG